AUGGAGGAAGAAGUAUCACCAGCGUUCAAGUCUUCGUUUACCCAAGGGUCGUAUCCCUCACCAGACGGCACUCUCAUUGCAUCAAUUCAAGGGUCUUGUCUCGUCCUACAAGAUGCAUCUACAGGGGAGGUAAAACGGACGACGCAGCUUUCAAAUGAGGUUUCGACAAUCAACUUUUUGAAAUGGUCAUCGCCGCCCCUUUCACUCCCAGUAGUUGAAGGGGAUGAAAACAAAUCCAAUGUGCUACCUUCAACUUCACCUUCACCUUCAAGAAUCCUAGUCGCCGACGACCAGGUCAUUGAAGUUUUUGAUGCGCAUGACGAAGAUUGGAAAGCGACUUUGAACCCAGGUUUUGGAGGAAUCAAAUAUGUCGACUUCGCUGCUGACGCGGAUGAAGUUUUGGUCUUAUCAGAAUUCGGGUUAAAAGUUACGAUAUGGUCAUUGAAAGCCAACUUUCAUGUCGACUUGCAGCAUCCAAAAUUUGGAGCUAAGGGAUUCGGAUACCGUCCUGGGACCAACCACUUCGCUCUAUUAACCCGGCCCGUAGCCCACGAUAUGCUAAAUCUAUACUCCCCGGAGUCAUAUACCCCGAUAAAAUCAAUCGAGCUACCCACAAUUGAUGCCCAGGCUCUGAAAUGGUCUCCAAACGGUCGUUGGAUUGCUAUACUAGAGUCAGCAAGCGCGGGCUACAGGGUCCUGCUCUAUACUGCUAAUGGACAUAUGUUCCGGACACAUGAGCAACCUUGUGUGGGAUUGGGGUUGAGGACUAUGGAAUGGAGUAGUGAUGGGGAUUUCCUCGUGCUUGGUGGUUACGAUGGGAGUGUAAUUUUCUUGAAUAAUUUUUUGUUCAACAAAGUUGUCGAAAUGAGACAUACGAUAGAGAUAAAACUAAUGGCAACAGAUGUCUGGUCCGAGGAGCUUUCAGUUCUUGGAGAGCGUCACUAUACAUUGAUAACCCCUCCGGUGAGCCUUCCAACGGUGGAUUCGCUGGCGUCAGAUCCAGUGCCAAAGAUUGGGGUCUCAGUUAUCUCAUUCUGCGCAGAUGGAACACUCGUGGCGACCAAAGAUGAAAGAAUGCCGAAUUCAAUCUGGGUAUGGUCUUUGGAGAGUCUUGCGCCAUUAGCUAUCCUUGUACAGCUGUCACAGGUCAAGGCGAUCCAGUGGCAUCCGAGUCGAGGGGACCUUUUGGCGGUGGUGUGUGGAGCUGAUCCUAACAGUGUCAAUACUACAAAUAUGCCAUCGGUAUAUCUCUGGAGUCGAGACUGGGAUUACCCAAGAACGAUACGGGUAUCAACAGAUAUUCUAGCGUCAAAUUUAUGGUUGAGAUGGAUUGACAAGAGGGUAAUCGAAACAGAAGGGGCGUUAGAACGUGAAUUUGACAGCACCUAUGUGGAAGAGGAGGGUGAAAGGGAGACUGGCUCGGCAAGAGAACCUAUCCGUUUCAUUGUUGGGGAUAAAGAACGGUAUAAUAUCAUGACAUUGACAGAGGUACAGCCGAUGAUUGAAGAAUGA
Molecule: messenger RNA, 1512 nt
Organism: Orbilia oligospora ATCC 24927
Lineage: Eukaryota; Fungi; Ascomycota; Orbiliomycetes; Orbiliales; Orbiliaceae
Exons: 6
Coding region: 1-1512 (503 amino acids)
Biological process (GO): mitotic sister chromatid segregation; microtubule anchoring at mitotic spindle pole body; protein localization to mitotic spindle pole body
Cellular component (GO): microtubule organizing center; MWP complex; mitotic spindle
Molecular function (GO): protein binding
Source: RefSeq, a predicted model, not a curated record